AUGAAGCUGCCUCAGUUCCUCAGCGUCGCUGCCUUGUGCGGCUUUGCAGCUGCAAGCCCCCUCCCAGGCAAUGCUAUCGCGGAGCGCGAGAAUCUAUAUGCCAGACCCUAUGGUCUGAAGAUGAAGGACGAUGCGUUUAAGAAACGCGAGAAUCUAUAUGGAAGACCCUAUACUCUGAAGAUGGAGGACGAUGCGUUUGAGAAACGCAAUGAGUAA
Fusarium poae is the source of this 216-nucleotide messenger RNA. RefSeq lists its product as uncharacterized. Bases 1 to 216 code for a protein of 71 amino acids. The transcript has 2 exons. The record is from RefSeq and is a predicted model, not a curated record. Lineage: Eukaryota; Fungi; Ascomycota; Sordariomycetes; Hypocreales; Nectriaceae.